AUGGCUAUUGUCAAUCCAGAAUAUGGCAAGAUGUAUGGCCGAUAUAAACAAGCUACAGACAAUGUUCUGUCGUGGAUCAGGGCUCUCUACAACCGACCGAGCACAAUUCCCCUGAACAAGCAUCUCCAAUUGGCAGUUUCGGCCGUUCAAGACGGCAUCCAAAUGCCCGAGAACAUACUCGAAAACCUUCAGACCGCCAUCAACCUGCGAAGGCAGACAGCCGAGCUCCACAAGCACACCGGAACCUCAGAUCACGGACACGACUAUAUGAUCACAGUUCUUCAAACCAUCUCAACCAUUUUCGCCCCUUCGAGACCAGCAACUCCAGAACGGGCUUCAGCAUGUGCUGCAAUCCCAGCACCCUCUCCUUUCUGGCAAGGACACUUGACACCUCGACCUUUUACUCCUCCUCCUCCAGGGUACUUCCCGCCAGUUCCUUUUCAGCAGGAAUGGUGUCCUCCUGCAUUUUGUGCAUAUGAUCAGAUCUAUCAGAAUCAGCAACCGCCCUACGGAGCCUAUUAUUCGCCACCUCGCUCUCCUCCACCACCGCCUGGCUUGUAUCCGAUGUGGCAGCUACCUCAAGCUCAAUACUCUUACUUCGGCCCAACCACCACUACGAGCACUUACGGCAUCGAUUUGCAGGAUUCUAUGUUUGAAAGCGCUCCGGGUUAUUGA
Messenger RNA from Fonsecaea monophora, 675 nucleotides. RefSeq lists its product as hypothetical. The record is from RefSeq and is a predicted model, not a curated record. The transcript has a single exon. Lineage: Eukaryota; Fungi; Ascomycota; Eurotiomycetes; Chaetothyriales; Herpotrichiellaceae. The coding region runs from base 1 to 675 and encodes 224 amino acids.